AUGUCAAGCUUUUCAGAUUUCAAACUUGCUACUGAGUUGCCCGCAUGGAAAACACUUGAGUCAGUGUAUAAAAAGAGUGGGAAGGAUUUUAAAGUGAAAGAAGCGUUUGAUGAGGAUCCAAAAAGAUUCCAGAAGCUUUCCAAGACUCUCAAGAACUAUGAUGGGUCUCAGAUCCUUUUUGACUUCUCCAAGAACUUAAUCAACGAUGAAAGUUUUAGUCUUUUGAUUCAAUUGGCUAAGGAAGCAAAAGUUGAGCAUUUGAGAGAUGAAAUGUUCAAGGGUUCUUUGAUUAACUUUACGGAAGGUAGAGCUGUAUAUCACGUAGCGUUGAGAAACAGGUCAAUGAAGACAAUGGAAGUGGAAGGAAAGAAUACAGCACCUGAGGUGGAUGCUGUGUUGCAGCACAUGAAAGAGUUUUCAGAAGAAGUUAGAUCUGGUAAAUGGACUGGAUACACUGGAAAGGCUAUCACUGACAUUGUUAAUAUUGGUAUUGGGGGUUCUGACUUAGGGCCAGUCAUGGUAACUGAAGCUUUAAAGUCAUACUCCAAGCCAGGUUUGAGUGCUCAUUUUGUUUCAAAUAUUGAUGGUACUCAUAUCGUUGAAACCCUUAAAAACUUGAACCCUGAAACUACUUUAUUUUUGAUUGCUUCAAAGACCUUCACUACUGCAGAAACCAUCACCAAUGCUAAUUCUGCUAAGAGAUGGUUCUUGGAAUCUGCAAAGGACAAUAAGCAUAUUGCUAAGCACUUUGCGGCCUUAUCAACUAAUGCUGAAGAAGUUGAGAAAUUUGGUAUCGACACCAAAAACAUGUUUGAAUUUGAAAGUUGGGUUGGUGGUCGUUACUCAGUGUGGUCCGCUAUUGGAUUGUCUGUGGCCCUCUAUAUUGGAUAUGACAGAUUUGAAGAAUUUUUAAAAGGUGCUGAAGCAGUUGAUAAGCAUUUUGUAGAAACACCAUUGGAAGAUAACAUCCCAGUUAUCGGAGGUUUACUCUCUGUCUGGUAUAAUAAUUUUUUCGGAGCUCAAACUCACUUGGUUGCUCCUUUCGAUCAAUAUUUACAUAGAUUCCCUGCUUACUUGCAGCAGUUGUCUAUGGAGUCGAACGGAAAAUCCGUGACCAGGGGUAAUGUAUUCACAAAUUAUCAAACUGGUACGAUAUUGUUUGGUGAACCUGCUACGAACGCCCAACACUCUUUCUUCCAGUUGGUCCACCAGGGAACAAAGCUUAUCCCAGCUGACUUUAUUUUGGCUGCAAGAUCUCACAAUCCAAUUGAACACAAUUUGCACCAAAGAAUGUUAGCUUCCAAUUUCUUUGCCCAGGCUGAAGCUUUAAUGGUUGGUAAAGAUGAGAAUCAAGUCAAGAAAGAAGGAGCAACUGGUGGUUUGAUUCCACACAAGGUCUUCUUGGGUAACAGACCAACUACCUCGAUCUUAACUCAAGAAAUGACCCCAGCAGCUCUCGGUGCUUUGAUUGCCUACUACGAGCACGUCACUUUUGUCGAAGGUGCUAUAUGGAAUAUUAACUCUUUUGACCAAUGGGGUGUUGAAUUAGGUAAAGUUUUGGCCAAGGUCAUUGGAAAGGAGUUGGAUGAUAAAGAAAAGGUCAAGAAUCAUGACCCUUCAACCAGAGGCUUGAUCAACCAAUUCAAAGAAUGGGCCCUUUAA
This is a messenger RNA of Priceomyces carsonii, 1662 nucleotides long. RefSeq names its product glucose-6-phosphate isomerase (gene PGI1). The coding region runs from base 1 to 1662 and encodes 553 amino acids. Gene Ontology annotation, cellular component: cytosol. The transcript has a single exon. Gene Ontology annotation, molecular function: monosaccharide binding; glucose-6-phosphate isomerase activity; carbohydrate derivative binding. Gene Ontology annotation, biological process: glucose 6-phosphate metabolic process; gluconeogenesis; glycolytic process. The record is from RefSeq and is a predicted model, not a curated record. Lineage: Eukaryota; Fungi; Ascomycota; Pichiomycetes; Serinales; Debaryomycetaceae.